This is a messenger RNA of Lampris incognitus (smalleye Pacific opah), 3986 nucleotides long. It is a transcript of the gene dennd1a, whose product is annotated as DENN/MADD domain containing 1A. The record is from RefSeq and is a predicted model, not a curated record. Gene Ontology annotation, biological process: endocytosis; endocytic recycling. The transcript has 23 exons. Gene Ontology annotation, cellular component: cytosol; clathrin-coated vesicle. Gene Ontology annotation, molecular function: phosphatidylinositol phosphate binding; guanyl-nucleotide exchange factor activity. Bases 105 to 3125 code for a protein of 1006 amino acids. Lineage: Eukaryota; Metazoa; Chordata; Actinopteri; Lampriformes; Lampridae.
GGAGGCUAUGGCGUUGUCCACAUCUGACUGACAGUUCGUCAGAGAGCUCUCGCAAAGUGUAGCGUCGUCUGUAAACGUUGUAAGCGUUGGGUCGAACCGCAACAAUGGGGUCCCGCAUCAAGGAGAGCCCCGAGUCCACGUUUGAAGUAUAUCUGGAGGUUCUCCACCCAGGAACACAAGGCCUCAAUCCAGAGGUGCAGAGGCAAUUCCCCGAGGACUACAUUGACCAGGAAACCCUUCAAACUGUGCCCAAGUUCUGUUUUCCCUUCAUCAUGGACAGCCUGACGGUGAAUCAGGUGGGACAGAACUUCACCUUCGUGUUGACAGACAUUGAGAGCAAACAGAGGUUUGGCUUCUGCCACCUGUCUUCAGGAGCCCACAGCUGCUACUGCAUCCUCAGCUACUUGCCAUGGUUUGAAGUUUUCUACAAGCUGCUCAACGUCCUAGCAGAUUAUACAAUAAAAGGCCAGGACAGCCAAUGGCAAGAGCUUCUAGUUUCACUACACAUGCUACCCAUCCCCGAUCCUGGAAAUCCUGUUCAUCUGAGUGUGCAUUCCUACUUCACUGUGCCUGACACAAGGGAACUUCCCAGCAUACCUGAAAAUAGGAACCUAACAGAGUAUUUUGUAGCAGUAGAUGUCAAUAACAUGCUCCAUCUGUAUGCUAGUAUGCUUUAUGAACGAAGAAUCCUCAUCUGCUGUAGCAAACUAAGCACUUUAACGGCGUGUGUCCAUGGGUCAGCAGCCAUGCUAUAUCCUAUGUACUGGCAACAUGUUUACAUUCCCGUCCUGCCUCAGCAUCUCAUAGACUACUGCUGCGCCCCAAUGCCCUACCUCAUCGGAAUACAUUCCAGCCUGAUGGAGAAAGUGAGAGGGAUGGCUCUGGACGAUGUGGUAGUCCUGAAUGUGGACUCAAACACCCUGGAAACCCCCUUUGAUGACUUACAAAGCCUGCCCAACGAAGUGGUGUCAUCUUUGAAGAACCGCUUGAAGAAGGUGUCUACAACGACAGGGGAUGGCGUAGCACGAGCCUUCUUAAAGAGUCAAGCUGCUCUGUUUGGAAGCUACAGAAAUGCACUGCAAUUUGAACCGGGGGAGCCAAUAACGUUCAAGGAAGAGACAUUCGUGACUCAUCGCUCGAGUGCCAUAAGACAUUUCCUCCAGAAUGCCAUUCAACUUCAGCUCUUUAAACAGUUCAUAGAUGGCCGUCUAGACCUGCUGAACUCAGGAGAGGGCUUCAACGAUGUCUUUGAGGAGGAGAUCAACAUGGGGGAGUAUGCAGGCAGUGAUAAGACUUACCACCAGUGGCUGUUCACUGUCAAGAAAGGGGGCGGGGCUAUCUUCAACACGAUGAAGACCAAGGCCAACCCAGCUAUGAAGACUGUUUACAAAUUUGCAAAAGACCAUGCAAAGAUGGGCAUAAAGGAAGUCAAGAGCCGGCUCAAGCAGAAGGAGCAGGCAGAAAAUGGCUACUCCACAGCAGAGAUCGCAGUAAACAAAGAGAUCACCUCAGCAUCAUUCAAUCCCUCAACUAGUACGGACAGAAACGAGGAGCAAGUACAUACCGGGGAUAGCCACAGGUCAAUCUCUGCAAAUUUAGGACAGGCCCGACCACCGCUGAUGGUUAAAAGACGUUCCAGGAAUGGAGGCCUAGAAAGCAGUCCAGAUCCUUCUGUCCAUCCUACACGUCACUACACAGUUUUUCUGUCAGAGGAUUCAUCCGGAGAUGAGCUCCAGCAUGAUGACAACUCCAUCUCUGGGUUUCCUGACAGCUUUCUCUUCUCAGUUCCCUUCGAAUGGUCCCCUUUGACACAACCUUACCGGUCACUCCAAGAGGUGGAGUUUACAGAAGGAGAGGAUCCUCGUCUAGGGGCAGAGCGUCACACAGCCCCAUCCAGCCCCAUUUCUGAAAAGUUCUCCAAUGCCAACCUACUGGGAGACAGCUUCACCUGCCAGGAUGAGCCAGACAGUCAGUCAAUCAGUCUGGCCAAAAGUCUGGAGGACCUUAGGACACCCAAAGACUGUGAGGAGCUGCAAGCCAAAUUCACUUACCAGCGCAUGGACGUAAAUGCUGGUGAACGCACCCACACUCUUCCAGGCCUCAAGCUGUCCAACCCUUAUAAUAAAUUGUGGAGUAUGGGGCAGGAUAACAUGACUUUGCCAGUGUCUGCACCUUCUAUGUGGGAUAGAUCUCUGCCUUUGCAACCCACUGUACACCAAGAAGCACAGGCCUCAUGCCUCAAAAUCUUUGUCCCACGCCCUGAUACCCCAGACCCUUCCACCCCAGGUCAGGGGAACAUCACCCUUCCGCGCCCCCAUGGAAGGAAGACUCCUGAACCUAGUAAAGUCCUAGCACCCCCUGUAGCCCAAUCCCGCUGUAAGCCGGCAGGACAUAUAGAUGGAAGAACUAAAGCAGGGGGACAAGAGUUUAGGCAAGCCCUUGCGAUGACUACAGAUGGAGACUUGCUGAAGCCCACCAAGAUCAGUGAGGACACAUUAGAUCUGUUGAGUCUUCUCGACCCACUCAAUAGCUCAGAACAGAUCAGCUCCAGCUCAGCAAGUGAAAGGGGAGAUACUAGCUUACCCCUUUCAUCUUGCAAAUCCAUGCUUCCACCUAGACCCUACCUGCAGGGCCUGCCUCCCUUUCUACUACAUCCCCAAAUACCACUAAACCCCUUCAGUCAGUCUCUUCAGUACACCUCCCCUCAAACGCACUACUCAUCAACUGUUGGUAGUAAUCCAUUUGGGGCAGUAUGUGGGCCUAUACCAGGCUCCUAUCUCCAAACUCCACCACACCCUCUGUCCACACUGCCAGGGCUUUACAGACAACAUUCCCCAGGAGGUUCUACUCUUACCCCCAGCUUCGGACCACACCAGCCAGUCUUCUGUUCCACAGUCACUUCCCUGACACAUUCAUCAACCAGCAGUUAUGCUCUUCCCAGCCUGGUUGAUACAAGCCCUAUGACAAACCCAACCCCACAUUUAUUAGGAAAGUCCUUUCAUGGUAUGGAAGACACCAAAGAAGCUCAGGAUCCCUUUGGAGACCUUCUGCCUAUGGCCAAGCCUGUUAAGCCCCUUAAAAAGAAGGUAGAAGACCCUCGAAGGACAUGGGAGACUUUUGACUAACAUCUCUCAAAUGUCCACUGGGAUGCAUCUUCCCCCAUUAGCACCAGCGAUGCUGCUGAUCAGUCAUUAAUGAGAGUAUGUGUCAGACCAACUGAGAAUAGUUUCCUCUAUGCUGCAGCAUUUGGACCCAUCUCCUUCCCAGUCUGAGAAUUAUUCAAGCAUUUCUAUGUUUUAUCAAUGAAGUGUGACACAUACCUGGCCUUGUUUCUUCAGCAUGUUUAGAUGCCAACAGCCUAUUGCCUAUUGCUGGCUUACAUUUUUGCACAACAUCCUGUCACAUUAUCAGUGAAUUCAAUGCCCAUAAUCAUGGAUAACAUACUCAAUAGGGAUGUGAGACAGAACAUACUAAACACAACUUCCUGGAGGUUAGUGGUAUUAUGUCACACUUAAGUUACUCAGAGUAGUGUCUGUCAGAAAGAUGCUUCAUUAUUGUUAGUAGCUUGUUUGCCAUUGUUGACAGUCUAACAGCACACUGUUGUCUGCAAAGUGUGAGGUAUCAUAAAACUUGCAGUUAAUUCAUCCAUUGAUAUCGUUGAGUUUUGUUUUUGUUUUUUUCCAGAGUGCUAUUAUUUUGUUUGUUGUGUCAAACAAUCAUCCUUGUCCCUGGCCUUUUUUGUGAAUGCAUAAGAAAUGUCUGGUCUCCUUUGAGGACAAAAAAAUAUUUCAGGAUUUAAUGACUGAAUUAAAUAUACAGAGAUAAUCUGAAAGAUUGUGUAUUCAUGACAGACUUUUCUGUUCUGUAGUGUCAUGAGAAGCACUUGAGUUUCCCUUUAAAUUAUUUUGAACAUUUCUGUCUCAGUACUCAAAGGGAUAUGAUUGUAUAGCUGUUGGGGGGGGGACAAAAUCCCCAACCUUUGCCGA